Acipenser ruthenus (sterlet) is the source of this 12434-nucleotide messenger RNA. RefSeq names its product mucin-2-like. The transcript is spliced from 35 exons. NCBI's taxonomy places the organism in Eukaryota, Metazoa, Chordata, Actinopteri, Acipenseriformes, Acipenseridae. The record is from RefSeq and is a predicted model, not a curated record. Gene Ontology annotation, cellular component: extracellular matrix. The coding region runs from base 21 to 12287 and encodes 4088 amino acids. Gene Ontology annotation, molecular function: protein binding.
UGUUUGUCCCAAGUAACAACAUGAAGCUUGCAGUGAUAGUCCUUCUGAGUGGACUUUCUCUACUCAAAGGCGUCAUUACAGCCACCAGUGAGUCUAAUGGCAUUCCAAAGGGUAUUGGAGACAUUAUUGCUUUUGAUGAGAAAAUAGGGGUGUGCAGUACAUUUGGAAGUGGAUCACUCAGGACCUUCAAUAACAACUUUCGCUAUUUGGGAUCAACUUGUGCAUUUGUGUUCAGCCAAUCAUAUGAGAAUGAUGCUCAAUUUCAAAUAAUAAUACAGCGAGGGAAAGAUGGUAUUCUGGCUAAAAUUAAAAUCACUGUAGACGGUAUUGAAACUGUUGUGGAAAAUGGAACCGUUUCUGUUGAUGGAGCAAGGAUUUCCCUUCCAUUUGAUCACAAAUCAAUUAAUAUCCAUAAAUACGGCAUUUACACAAGACUGAGGAGUAGGAGAGAAUUCCUGUCAGUGCUGUGGAAUAAUCAGGGAAAUGGCAUAGAUGCCCUUUGGAUGAAUCUUAAAUCUGACUACCAAGAAAAAACUAGUGGUCUAUGUGCUGGUGCAAGUUAUCAAGAAAGUAGACAUUUUACUGGAGAAGACUGUGAAGACUUUGAUGUUAUACAAACAUGUGAAGGUGACUCCAUUGUUUGCCAGAUGACCAUAUCAAAUUACUUGACUUCUUGCAGUGAACCAUUAACUUCUGAAUAUAUUAAAAUUUGCCAAAUGGAGGUUUGUAAUGGCCUACAAGAUAAGAAACAUGUGUGUCCUGUUUUUGAAGAAAUGGCUCGUAACUGUGACAUAGUCACAGAAAAAACCUACAACUGGAGAAAGGACUGUUCUACACCCACCUGCCCUGGAAACCAGAAGUUUAAAGAUAAUGGCCCUGCCUUCAUGCAAACAUGCUCAAAUCCAACAUAUUCCGAUGAGAAACUAAUAAGCACUUGUGUUUGUCCUGAAGGUAAAAUUCUUGAUGACCGCCUUGGGCAAAAUAAAUGUGUGGAAAAAGAAGACUGCCCCUGCAAAUUCGAUGGACAGAUUUAUAAACCAAAUAGCACACGUACAGAAUUGUGUUCAUCAUGUACUUGUGAAAGUGGAGAAUGGAAUUGUCAAAAAAAGGAUUGCCUUUCAAGAUGCACAGUUGAAGGGGGGUCUUUCAUCCAUACAUUUGAUGGCAAAGAGUACACAUUGCAUGGAAACUGCAAGUACUAUGCUGCUAUGGGGGAUAACUGGAAAUUAAUAAUUCAGCUGAGUAAGUGUGACAGCAGAGUGACUUGCCUGACAAAGGUGGAACUUGAAAUCACUGAUAACCAAACAAUCAUCUACUCUUUCACUGAACAAAACAUCUACAUUGAUGAGAAAGACACCAAUGAAAGGUACAAUUCAGAAAAUGUGCAAUUUUUCCCGCAGUCUUCAUUGUACAUUCAGGUUCAAACAAAUUUUGGUAUGAAGAUGCAAAUUCAGAGGAGUCCUUUUAUGCAGCUGUAUGUGACAUUACCUGCCAUUGCAAAGGGGGUUACAAAAGGGUUGUGUGGCAACUACAAUGACAAAAGUGAUGAUGAAUUCAUGGCAAGUAAUGGAAUUGUGGAGGAUUCCAAAUCCUUUGCCAAAUCCUGGAGGAGACAGGUACAAGAGUGUGCCGAGAUCUCUCCCAUCUGCAUGAACACAGAAAAUGAAAAAUAUGGAAAAGAGAAGUGUGCCUACCUGAAGGACCCUGUAUUUGCUAAAUGCCAUUCUCGUGUCGAUUAUACACCUUAUCUUGAGAAAUGCGUAAGUAGCGCAAAAUGCUGUGCCAAUCCUGCAGAAUGCACGUGUGUAGCACUGGGUAAUUAUGCAAAGGCCUGUGCUGCUAAAGGCUUGAUUGUGGAAAACUGGAGAAAGGACGAUUGUGUUGAAAUAUGUUCUAAAAAUCAGAAGUUUGCAUACAACAUGAAGGCCUGCAAUAGUACCUGCCAGUCACUAUCAGGGUCUGACUUUGCCUGUGAAGUGGAAGAUGUCCCAGUUGAUGGAUGUGGCUGCUUAGAAAAACAUUUGAACAGCAAAGGGAUGUGUGUUGCAGAAACUCAAUGCCCGUGCUAUUAUGAUCAAACUCCAGUUAGUCUGGGACAAAAUGAAAUUGAUGGACUCUCCUGUGUUUGCCAAAAUGGAAACCUGGACUGCAAACCACUGCUAAACUGCACAGAGGGCAAGAAAUAUAUCAAAUGUUCUAAAUAUUCAGGCCCAACAUCUGGAAAAACAUGUGCAAGUCUAAAUUUACCAGCUAGUGAUAACUGUGAAAGUGGCUGCUAUUGUCAAGAUGGAUAUUAUGAAGAUCAUAAUGGCAAAUGCGUUCGUCAGGAAGAAUGCACAUGCUUGUUUGGGGUCAAAAGCUACUCUGCAGGGGAAACGGUCACAAGUGGAUGCAAUAAUUGCACUUGCAUCAGGGGAAAGUGGAGUUGUACAGAAGAAGAAUGCAAAGGAAAAUGCCAAGUUUAUGGAGAUGGACACUUUCAAACCUUUGAUUUAAAGUGGUACAGCUACGAUGGGAAUUGUGAAUAUACUCUUGUAGAGGAUUACUGUGGUUCGAAUGGCACUUUCCGAAUAGCAGCAGAAAGUGUUCCCUGCUGUGAGGAAUCAGUUACAUGCUCAAGGGCUAUUAAAAUUAACUACCAGGGUGAAGAAAUAGAAUUACGAGAUAUGAAAAUUUUAGAAAAGAAAUCAAACAAAUGUGAGUCUGGGACAGCGACAAACUACUCGGUUCAUACAGUGGGCCUCUACCUAAUUAUCACUCUGAAGAAUGGCAUUACGUUGUUGUGGGACAAGCAUACAAGAGUAACCAUUAUAUUGGACCCCAAAUGGAAAAAUAAAGGUCUCUGUGGUCUCUGUGGAAACUUUGACGGGGACUCUAAAAAUGACAUGAUAACCAGAGGAAAAUCAGAAGUUACAAAAGUACUGGAAUUUGGCAACAGUUGGAAAGUCAAUCCCAGUUGUGCCAAUACAGUAAACCAGACAUCCCCCUGUGAGAAACACUGGUACUGUAAUGCAUGGGCAGAGAGAAGGUGCAAGAUCAUUACUGAUGAAAUCUUUCAAGAAUGUCAUAAGAAGGUGGACCCCCAGCCAUAUUAUGAUGUUUGUGUUAAAGAGUCAUGUGUCUGUGAGCUAGGGGGACAAUACCUUGGAUUUUGCACUGCUGUUGCUGCAUAUGCGGAGGCUUGCAAUGAGGCUGAUGUCUGUAUAACGUGGCGGACCCCAGAUUUGUGCCCUGUAUAUUGUGACUAUUACAAUGAUCCAGGAAAAUGCAGUUGGCAUUACAAACCUUGCGGAACGAUUGCCACAAAGACCUGUGGUAAUAACGUGAUUUCUGAGACGUUCUCUGCAAAGCUUGAAGGCUGCUAUGCAAAGUGUCCAGACAAUAAACCUUAUCUUGAUGAGAACACAAUGCGGUGUUCUGCUUUAGAAGACUGCACCUGUCUUUAUAAUCAAAUAAUGCAACCAGGCGAAACCAUACAAAAUGACUGCAACCAAACUUGUAAAUGCAUAAAUGGUGUGCCGAUAUGCACAGAAUUAUCAACAACCACACCCAUAACAACCACAACUACAAAAAUACCAACAACCACACCCACAACAACCACAACUACAGAAAUACCAACAACCACAACUACAGAAACACCAACAACCACAACUAUAGAAACACCAUCAACCACAACUAUAGAAACACCAUCAACCACAACUAUAGAAACACCAUCAACCACAACGAUAGAAACACCAUCAACCACAACUAUAGAAACACCAACAACCACAACUAUAGAAACACCAUCAACCACAACUAUAGAAACACCAUCAACCACAACUAUAGAAACACCAACAACCACAACUAUAGAAACACCAUCAACCACAACUAUAGAAACACCAACAACCACAACUAUAGAAACACCAUCAACCACAACUAUAGAAACACCAACAACCCCACCCACAACAACCACAACUAUAGAAACACCAACAACCACAACUAUAGAAACACCAUCAACCACAACUAUAGAAACACCAACAACCACAACUAUAGAAACACCAACAACCACACUGACAACAACUACAACUAUAGAGACACCAACAACCACAACUAUAGAAACACCAACAACCCAACCUACAACAACCACAACUACAGAAACACCAACAACCACAACUAUAGAAACACCAUCAACCACAACUAUAGAAACACCAUCAACCACAACUAUAGAAACACCAUCAACCACAACGAUAGAAACACCAUCAACCACAACUAUAGAAACACCAACAACCACAACUAUAGAAACACCAUCAACCACAACUAUAGAAACACCAACAACCACAACUAUAGAAACACCAUCAACCACAACUAUAGAAACACCAACAACCCCACCCACAACAACCACAACUAUAGAAACACCAACAACCACAACUAUAGAAACACCAUCAACCACAACUAUAGAAACACCAACAACCACAACUAUAGAAACACCAACAACCACACUGACAACAACUACAACUAUAGAGACACCAACAACCACAACUAUAGAAACACCAACAACCCAACCUACAACAACCACAACUAUAGAAACACCAACAACCACAACUAUAGAAACACCAUCAACCACAACUAUAGAAACACCAACAACCACAACUAUAGAAACACCAACAACCCCACCCACAACAACCACAACUAUAGAAACACCAACAACCACAACUAUAGAAACACCAUCAACCACAACUAUAGAAACACCAUCAACCACAACUAUAGAAACACCAACAACCCCACCCACAACAACCACAACUAUAGAAACACCAUCAACCACACCCACAACAACCACAACUACAGAAACACCAUCAACCACAACUAUAGAAACACCAACAACCACAACUAUAGAAACACCAACAACACCACCCACAACAACCACAACUAUAGAAACACCAACAACCACAACUAUAGAAACACCAUCAACCACAACUAUAGAAACACCAACAACCACAACUAUAGAAACACCAACAACCACACUGACAACAACUACAACUAUAGAGACACCAACAACCACAACUAUAGAAACACCAACAACCCCACCUACAACAUCAACUAUAGAAACACCAACAACCACAACUAUAGAAACACCAACAACCACAACUAUAGAAACACCAUCAACCACAACUAUAGAAACACCAUCAACCACAACUAUAGAAACACCAACAACCCCACCCACAACAACCACAACUAUAGAAACACCAACAACCACAACUAUAGAAACACCAUCAACCACAACUAUAGAAACACCAACAACCACAACUAUAGAAACACCAACAACCACACUGACAACAACUACAACUAUAGAGACACCAACAACCACAACUAUAGAAACACCAACAACCCCACCUACAACAACCACAACUAUAGAAACACCAACAACCACAACUAUAGAAACACCAUCAACCACAACUAUAGAAACACCAACAACCACAACUAUAGAAACACCAUCAACCACAACUAUAGAAACACCAACAACCCCACCCACAACAACCACAACUAUAGAAACACCAUCAACCACAACUAUAGAAACACCAUCAACCACAACUAUAGAAACACCAACAACCCCACCCACAACAACCACAACUAUAGAAACACCAACAACCACAACUAUAGAAACACCAUCAACCACAGCUAUAGAAACACCAACAACCACAACUAUAGAAACACCAACAACCACACUGACAACAACUACAACUAUAGAGACACCAACAACCACAACUAUAGAAACACCAACAACCCCACCUACAACAACCACAACUAUAGAAACACCAACAACCACAACUAUAGAAACACCAUCAACCACAACUAUAGAAACACCAUCAACCACAACUAUAGAAACACCAACAACAACAACUAUAGAAACACCAUCAACCACAACUAUAGAAACACCAACAACACCACCUACAACAACCACAACUAUAGAAACACCAUCAACCACAACUAUAGAAACACCAUCAACCACAACUAUAGAAACACCAUCAACCACAACUAUAGAAACACCAACAACCACAACUAUAGAAACACCAUCAACCACAACUAUAGAAACACCAACAACCACAACUAUAGAAACACCAUCAACCACAACUAUAGAAACACCAACAACCCCACCUACAACAACUACAACUAUAGAGACACCAACAACCACAACUAUAGAAACACCAUCAACCACAACUAUAGAAACACCAACAACAACAACUAUAGAAACACCAACAACCACAACUAUAGAAACACCAACAACCACAACUAUAGAAACACCAACAACCACACCCACAACAACCACAACUACAGAAACACCAACAACCACAACUAUAGAAACACCAACAACCACAACUAUAGAAACACCAUCAACCACAACUAUAGAAACACCAACAACCCCACCCACAACAACCACAACUAUAGAAACACCAACAACCACAACUAUAGAAACACCAUCAACCACAACUAUAGAAACACCAACAACCACAACUAUAGAAACACCAACAACCACACUGACAACAACUACAACUAUAGAGACACCAACAACCACAACUAUAGAAACACCAUCAACCACAACUAUAGAAACACCAACAACAACAACUAUAGAAACACCAACAACCACAACUAUAGAAACACCAACAACCACAACUAUAGAAACACCAACAACCACACCCACAACAACCACAACUACAGAAACACCAACAACCACAACUAUAGAAACACCAACAACCACAACUAUAGAAACACCAUCAACCACAACUAUAGAAACACCAACAACCCCACCCACAACAACCACAACUAUAGAAACACCAACAACCACAACUAUAGAAACACCAUCAACCACAACUAUAGAAACACCAACAACCACAACUAUAGAAACACCAACAACCACACUGACAACAACUACAACUAUAGAGACACCAACAACCACAACUAUAGAAACACCAACAACCCCACCUACAACAACCACAACUAUAGAAACACCAACAACCACAACUAUAGAAACACCAUCAACCACAACUAUAGAAACACCAACAACCACAACUAUAGAAACACCAUCAACCACAACUAUAGAAACACCAACAACCCCACCCACAACAACCACAACUAUAGAAACACCAUCAACCACAACUAUAGAAACACCAUCAACCACAACUAUAGAAACACCAACAACCCCACCCACAACAACCACAACUAUAGAAACACCAACAACCACAACUAUAGAAACACCAUCAACCACAACUAUAGAAACACCAACAACCACAACUAUAGAAACACCAACAACCACACUGACAACAACUACAACUAUAGAGACACCAACAACCACAACUAUAGAAACACCAACAACCCCACCUACAACAACCACAACUAUAGAAACACCAACAACCACAACUAUAGAAACACCAUCAACCACAACUAUAGAAACACCAUCAACCACAACUAUAGAAACACCAACAACAACAACUAUAGAAACACCAUCAACCACAACUAUAGAAACACCAACAACACCACCUACAACAACCACAACUAUAGAAACACCAUCAACCACAACUAUAGAAACACCAUCAACCACAACUAUAGAAACACCAUCAACCACAACUAUAGAAACACCAUCAACCACAACUAUAGAAACACCAUCAACCACAACUAUAGAAACACCAUCAACCACAACUAUAGAAACACCACCAACAACCACAACUAUAGAAACACCAUCAACCACAACUAUAGAAACACCAACAACCCCACCUACAACAACUACAACUAUAGAGACACCAACAACCACAACUAUAGAAACACCAUCAACCACAACUAUAGAAACACCAACAACCACAACUAUAGAAACACCAACAACCACAACUAUAGAAACACCAACAACCACAACUAUAGAAACACCAACAACCACACCCACAACAACCUCAACUACAGAAACACCAACAACCACAACUAUAGAAACACCAACAACCACAACUAUAGAAACACCAACAACCACACUGACAACAACUACAACUAUAGAGACACCAACAACCACAACUAUAGAAACACCAACAACCACAACUACAGAAACACCAACAACCACAACUAUAGAAACACCAUCAACCACAACUAUAGAAACACCAACAACCACAACUAUAGAAACACCAACAACCACAACUAUAGAAACACCAACAACCACAACUAUAGAAACACCAUCAACCACAACUAUAGAAACACCAACAACCACAACUAUAGAAACACCAUCAACCACAACUAUAGAAACACCAACAACCCCACCCACAACAACCACAACUAUAGAAACACCAUCAACCACAACUAUAGAAACACCAUCAACCACAACUAUAGAAACACCAACAACCCCACCCACAACAACCACAACUAUAGAAACACCAACAACCACAACUAUAGAAACACCAUCAACCACAACUAUAGAAACACCAACAACCACAACUAUAGAAACACCAACAACCACACUGACAACUACAACUAUAGAGACACCAACAACCACAACUAUAGAAACACCAACAACCCCACCUACAACAACCACAACUAUAGAAACACCAUCAACCACAACUAUAGAAACACCAUCAACCACAACUAUAGAAACACCAUCAACCACAACUAUAGAAACACCAACAACCACAACUAUAGAAACACCAUCAACCACAACUAUAGAAACACCAACAACACCACCUACAACAACCACAACUAUAGAAACACCAACAACCACAACUAUAGAAACACCAUCAACCACAACUAUAGAAACAGCAUCAACCACAACUAUAGAAACACCAACAACCACAACUAUAGAAACACCAUCAACCACAACUAUAGAAACACCAUCAACCACAACUAUAGAAACACCAACAACCACAACUAUAGAAACACCAUCAACCACAACUAUAGAAACACCAACAACCCCACCUACAACAACUACAACUAUAGAGACACCAACAACCACAACUAUAGAAACACCAACAACCCCACCCACAACAACCACAACUAUAGAAACACCAACAACCACAACUAUAGAAACACCAUCAACCACAACUAUAGAAACACCAACAACCACAACUAUAGAAACACCAUCAACCACAACUAUAGAAACACCAACAACCACAAUUAUAGAAACACCAUCAACCACAACUAUAGAAACACCAACAACCCCACCCACAACAACCACAACUAUAGAAACACCAACAACCACAACUAUAGAAACACCAACAACCACAACUAUAGAAACACCAUCAACCACAACUAUAGAAACACCAUCAACCACAACUAUAGAAACACCAACAACCCCACCCACAACAACCACAACUAUAGAAACACCAACAACCACACUGACAACAACUACAACUAUAGAGACACCAACAACCACAACUAUAGAAACACCAACAACCCCACCUACAACAACCACAACUAUAGAAACACCAACAACCACACUGACAACAACUACAACUAUAGAGACACCAACAACCACAACUAUAGAAACACCAACAACCCCACCUACAACAACCACAACUAUAGAAACACCAACAACCACAACUAUAGAAACACCAUCAACCACAACUAUAGAAACACCAACAACCACAACUAUAGAAACACCAACAACCACAACUAUAGAAACACCAUCAACCACAACUAUAAAAACACCAACAACCCCACCUACAACAACCACAACUAUAGAAACACCAACAACCACAGUGACAACAACUACAACUAUAGAGACACCAACAACCACAACUAUAGAAACACCAACAACCCCACCCACAACAACCACAACUAUAGAAACACCAACAACCACAACUAUAGAAACACCAUCAACCACAACUAUAGAAACACCAACAACCAGAACUAUAGAAACACCAACAACCCCACCUACAACAACCACAACUAUAGAAACACCAACAACCACAACUAUAGAAACACCAUCAACCACAACUAUAGAAACACCAUCAACCACAACUAUAGAAACACCAACAACCCCACCCACAACAACCACAACUAUAGAAACACCAUCAACCACACCCACAACAACCACAACUACAAAAACACCAUCAACCACAACUAUAGAAACACCAACAACCACAACUAUAGAAACACCAUCAACCACAACUAUAGAAACACCAACAACACCACCCACAACAACCACAACUAUAGAAACACCAACAACCACAACUAUAGAAACACCAUCAACCACAACUAUAGAAACACCAACAACCACAACUAUAGAAACACCAACAACCACACUGACAACAACUACAACUAUAGAGACACCAACAACCACAACUAUAGAAACACCAACAACCCCACCUACAACAACCACAACUAUAGAAACACCAACAACCACAACUAUAGAAACACCAUCAACCACAACUAUAGAAACACCAUCAACCACAACUAUAGAAACACCAACAACCACAACUAUAGAAACACCAUCAACCACAACUAUAGAAACACCAACAACCCCACCCACAACAACCACAACUAUAGAAACACCAACAACCACAACUAUAGAAACACCAACAACCACAACUAUAGAAACACCAACAACCACACUGACAACAACUACAACUAUAGAGACACCAACAACCACAACUAUAGAAACACCAACAACCCCACCUACAACAACCACAACUAUAGAAACACCAACAACCACAACUAUAGAAACACCAUCAACCACAACUAUAGAAACACCAACAACCACAACUAUAGAAACACCAUCAACCACAACUAUAGAAACACCAACAACCCCACCCACAACAACCACAACUAUAGAAACACCAUCAACCACAACUAUAGAAACACCAUCAACCACAACUAUAGAAACACCAACAACCCCACCCACAACAACCACAACUAUAGAAACACCAACAACCACAACUAUAGAAACACCAUCAACCACAACUAUAGAAACACCAACAACCACAACUAUAGAAACACCAACAACCACACUGACAACAACUACAACUAUAGAGACACCAACAACCACAACUAUAGAAACACCAACAACCACAACUAUAGAAACACCAACAACCACAACUAUAGAAACACCAUCAACCACAACUAUAGAAACACCAUCAACCACAACUAUAGAAACACCAACAACAACAACUAUAGAAACACCAUCAACCACAACUAUAGAAACACCAACAACACCACCUACAACAACCACAACUAUAGAAACACCAUCAACCACAACUAUAGAAACACCAUCAACCACAACUAUAGAAACACCAUCAACCACAACUAUAGAAACACCAUCAACCACAACUAUAGAAACACCAUCAACCACAACUAUAGAAACACCAUCAACCACAACUAUAGAAACACCAACAACCACAACUAUAGAAACACCAUCAACCACAACUAUAGAAACACCAACAACCCCACCUACAACAACCACAACUAUAGAAACACCAACAACCACAACUAUAAAGACACCAACAACCACAACUAUAGAAACACCAACAACCACAACUAUAGAAACACCAACAACCCUACCUACAACAACCACAACUAUAGAAACACCAACAACCACACCCACAACAACCACAACUAUAGAAACACCAACAACCACAACUAUAGAAACACCAUCAACAUCAACUAUAGAAACACCAACAACCCCACCUACAACAACCACAACUACAGAAACACCAACAACCCCACCUACAACAACCACAACUAUAGAGACACCAACAACCACAACUAUAGAAACACCAACAACCACACCCACAACAACCACAACUAUAGAGACACCAACAACCACAACUAUAGAAACACCAACAACCACACUGACAACAACCACCACUAUAGAAACACCAACGACCACAACUAUAGAAACACCAAAAACCACACCCACGACAACUACAACUACAGAAUCGCCCACAACAACAACAACCACAGAAAUAACAACAGGAACAACUGCAAGGCCAACUGUUGUAACUAUGAUAGGAUCUACAUCCACUAUAGUAACAUCACCACAAGUGCAAUCAACAACAACAGGCAAAGAAUCAUGUAAACCGAAGACCUCUAAUAAAACUAUACAGAUCGAAGAUUGUUCAGCAGUUGUGACAGUGACCGAAUGUGAAGGCCAAUGCCAAUCUGGAUCAAGCUUCUUUUUAAACACGGAUUCCAGUUCCGGAUCUAUGAUGACAAUUUGCAAGUGUUGCCAGCCAAAGACUGAAGAAAAAAGAAUUGCAACUUUGGCCUGCUCUGGAUCUAAUACCAGGCGUUUUGAGUACACUUAUGUAACAGGCUGUAACUGUGAGGACUGUCCUGGGAAAUAAUUUCCAAUGCAAAACAUUUCUCUUAUUGUAUUUCCAGUAACAAGCUGAUGAAGUUAAAUUACAAUGAAACUCUUUCUGGUGAUGGUAUUAUUAGGGCGCCUCUGUUUACUUUAAACUACUGAAAUCAAUAAAACUUCUUGCAUAUGA